GUGUAACAUACACACACGUCUCCAUUGUGCAGCCAUAUCCCAGGAUGAUCUGGACCACUUUUCACGGAACAUCCAGCUCAAUUUUACGCUGCUGGAAAACAGCUACUUCAACCAGAAGUUGUAUCAGUCUGAAAUUCUGCUGACCAAUAAUGGAGUCAGGACUUUACCUUCCUCUGGCUGGGAGAUAUAUUUUUCACAGCCAAAUGUGUACCCUUACCCAGAAGGGGUGGAGAAGCCGAAGUACGGAGUUCGAUUCUUUUUUCUCAUGGGCAACGUUUAUCGAAUGGUGCCCACCGAUCAUUUCGGAAAACUGAAGCCCGGACAGCGCAAAGCUAUUCGAUACAUCAGCGAGCACAGUAAUGUCGCCCUGACCGAUGUCCACCCAAAUUGGUAUUUCGCAAGUCCAGGUCUAGACGCCCGUGUGAUUGAAAACACUGCAGACGAAUCGCUGGCGUUUGUUUCCCCUUACAAUUCGCCAGCCAUGUGGAAGAGAAACACCAUAGCAAACGAUAACGAUUAUGACAGAUACAAUCCUCUCACUGCUGCCGAUCGCUACCACAAAUUGUCAGCUGAAGACAUGGGCACUAACCCAAAUCCUGUGCUACCCACCCCUGUCCAGAUGCCAGUGUACAACCCGCUGUCGAGGAUCAACCUGAUGGCUAACACAUGGGUGGUGGUGACUGCACCACUGUUUGCCAACGAGGCUAAAUAUCUCUGUGAUGUAUGGAGAAUUCAAAUGGUCUUGAAGGCGCCUUCAAGCUUCUACAUUAACUUUGUCGAGGAAGAGGUCGAGACGAGAGUCCGGGGACGAACACUGCCCACUCAUGAAGCCUACGACCUAAAGGUUGAAUCAUCUACAAACACCAUCACUAUACGGGCCUCACAGCCGGCGGGAGCCUUCUAUGCUGUUCAGACGCUUCUGAGUCUUGCAGAGAACAACGGCAGUAUUCCCGAAUCCCAUGUGAUAGACGCACCACGCUAUGCGUAUAGAGGUAUUCUCAUUGAUGUGGCGCGAAAUUUCCAGAGCAAGGAAAAAAUAUACAGAUACCUGGAUGUGAUGGCCAUGUACAAGCUGAACAAGCUGCAUUUUCAUCUGACUGAUGACGAAGGUUGGCGACUGGCGAUCCCUGGCCUCGAGGAACUUACUGAGCUGGGUGCAACCAGAUGCCACGAUCCAUCCAGAACCCACUGCCUCCUGCCAUUCCUAGGCUCGGGACCAUUACCUGGCCCUCCAGGCACCGGAUAUUACUCUGUGGAAGACUACAGAGACAUUCUCCGCUACGCCACUGCCCGUCACAUAGAAGUGAUCCCGGAGAUCGACAUGCCGGGACACAGCCAUGCUGCCAUCAAAGCUAUGGAGGCCAGGUAUCGGAGACUUCUGGCCCUCAACGUCACCGAAGCCUCACGCUUCCUGUUGAGUGACCUGCAGGAUGAGUCAGAGUAUCUGUCGGUACAAGCGUUUGCUGACGGAGCUAUGAAUCCUUGCCUCAAGUCCACGUAUACCUUUAUCAACCGAGUCCUAAACUCGCUUUAUGCCAUGCACAGGGAUAUUAGUCCACUUAGGAUCUUCCACUUUGGUGGUGAUGAAGUACCAACAGGCACGUGGGAGAAGUCUCCGGUAUGUACCCGAUUACGUCAGAGCGGCAUCACCUCUGACCUCAAGAAGUACAUGGUGGAGCAAAUCGCAAACAUGACUUCCUUAUUCGGCCUCGAUUUGGCAGCGUGGGAAGAUGGCGUCAUGAGUAACACGAAACCAAUGAGACGAGAACUGUUCCCAAACAGACAGGUUUAUGUCUACGCCUGGAACAACGUCUGGGAGUGGGGCACCAUGAGACGAGCAUAUGACUUCGCCAACAGUGAUUUCAAGGUUAUAGUGACACCAGCAACAAACAUGUACUUGGAUCAUCCUUACGAGCCCGACCCACGAGAGCCAGGGCUGUACUGGGCUACCAGGUUCACUGACACCAAAAAGGUGUUUGCCAGCAUGCCGGAGAACCUCUACAUGAACGCUGACACGUUCAGAAGUGGCAGGAACAUCACCAUCUGCAAGGGUGACGACAGUGAGCAGUGUCCGCCUCUGCAGAAGAGAGAAAACAUUGAGGGCAUUCAGGGAAGUCUGUUUGGGGAGCUACUACGAACUCAGUCCGUCACAGAUUAUAUGUUACUGCCAAGGUUGUUAGCUCUCUCAGAAAGAGCUUGGCACGAGGCCCCAUGGGAGUCUGAGACUAGCAAAGAAAGGAUAUACCGAGCAAUGGAGAAGGACUGGAAGCGAUUUGCUAAUACUUUGGGCCACAAAGAAUUAGCAAGACUCGACAGGCUCGGGUACAAGUACCGGAUCCCCCCGCCUGGGGCUGUCGUGGAGAACAACGUCCUCAGGACGUCGGUGACGUUUCCUGGGCUCCAGGUGGAAAUCUCUGACAACGCCGGGUCUAGCUGGAGAAUAGUUGAAGCCAGUACCCAAGUAGAUCCGGAGAAAGAUUACCUGCUGAGGACACGAUCUGCAUUUGGCACCAGAUACAGCAGAGAGAUCUCACUUUUCGAAGACAACAACAUUGCUUCUGUUCCGUUUACGUCAAUUUUUGUCAUGGCUGCGGGGUUAACGACGUCCCUAUUUUUUGUCUCUCUUCUCCAUUCAGUAUAG
This is a messenger RNA of Candidula unifasciata, 2641 nucleotides long. Lineage: Eukaryota; Metazoa; Mollusca; Gastropoda; Stylommatophora; Geomitridae. The record is from the annotation of a GenBank genome assembly.